Drosophila arizonae is the source of this 2260-nucleotide messenger RNA. RefSeq names its product stargazin-like protein (gene stg1). NCBI's taxonomy places the organism in Eukaryota, Metazoa, Arthropoda, Insecta, Diptera, Drosophilidae. The record is from RefSeq and is a predicted model, not a curated record. Gene Ontology annotation, biological process: positive regulation of synaptic transmission, glutamatergic; regulation of AMPA receptor activity; transmission of nerve impulse. Gene Ontology annotation, molecular function: channel regulator activity; voltage-gated calcium channel activity. Gene Ontology annotation, cellular component: AMPA glutamate receptor complex; postsynaptic density membrane.
UUCAAGGUGAGCUAUGGGCAGAGCUUCUUCUUGUUCGUCUUUGGGUUCAUUGCCACCGAGUUUGUCGGAGUGCUAAACAUUUUUCUCUUCAUCAACAUGCACGAGAUGAACUACUACAGUCGACUACCCUGCUUUAGUUUGACCAACAUACAUUCCACCACCAAGGAAGACGAGGAUUAUAAUGUGCUCAGCCACUCGUACAGGCGCUAUCACCAGCCGAACACGGCAACGGCGACGGCUGCCGGCCAGGAGGCGAUGCCAGUGGCGGUGCGGGAGUCGCAAUAUCAAGCUGGUCAGCAGCAGCAGCAGGUGCGAUCGGUGGCCCAGCGCUCGAGCAAUGCACGAUUGCACCAAGUGCAUGAUGCUAGACGUGGACCCAGCCAGACGCAGACGCUGCCCGCAGGCUAUGCGUGCCGCAAGCAUCCGAACGCCAAUGGAGGCGACUCCAAUCAGAAUCUUUAUCUACACAACGAUCUUGAACGUCGCUUCUACUUUGAGAAGCCCGCAGUCUCCAAGUGCAAUUUGCACUCUCGCAGCUUUGCCAAGUCAUUGAACGAGCUGUGUCUCGAGCCACUCUCAAGACCAGCACCAGCCCCACCGCCACCGCCACCACCGACUACAAAUAUGUUUGCCGAUUUGCCACAGGAGUUUCCGCUAACGCGCUCCGUGUCGACCACCACAGAUAUCUACACAGUGCCAACGGCGAUCCAGCUGAAGCGCAAACAGCUGCGCAACAUGGCCACCAACACUCGCACGGACCAGCGCGACGAAGAAGAGGAGCAAACGGCGCAGCUGUGCGGGCUGAAGCGCGGCCUGCGCAAGACUAAGGAUGAGCUAUUCCAGGAAUUCUGCAAGCGGGCUGGAAUGCGCGCCAAGCCAAAGAAUAUCUACUAUAUUCCCAGCGAGGAUCCGGAUGAUGCGCCCCCGCUCCAAGAACCACAGCCCCAACGGCGCGGCUACGAGGAGAGCCAAAAGAGCCAUCACAAGAUGCAUGAUGAAGAUGACGCCGAUGGCGACGAUCAUGGAUUCCGACAGUUUCGCUCUGGCCCCAAAAAAAACGAAGAACAUCUCUAUAUAGUCGGCGAUCACGCUCAGCUGGUCAUGCCUCGGCGAGUGUCCAUGUGCGUGGAGCCUAUGCUGCCGGCGCAGCAGUUGCGGAAACUGAACUCCAAUAUGUCGCUGCACAUGCCACAAACAGAGGUGUGGCCCUGGAUGGCGCAACCACGUCUCGUCUCGGAGCAUGGUCAGAGCCGGACGCUACCGCGCUGCUUCCUGCGCCAAACAGCCGGCAGUCAGGACAGCCUGGGCUCACUGCAAAGCAGCUACAGCGCCAGCCAGCUGCGUUUCUCGCAGCUGAUGCAGCAGCAUCAGCAGCAACUGCAUCAGCAGAAUCGUUAUCUGUCCACGCUGACGCUGCCCCGGGCCGUCGAUGAGGCUCAGAUCAAACCGCAGUCGCAACAGCAGCAUCAGCAGCAGCCGCUGCCACAGCCACAGGCGCAACCGCAGACACAGUCGGCGGUGCAGUGGCCUUCGGCUAUACCAUCCUCGCCGUCCAACUAUGCCAACGGCUAUCCAAUGCCGCAGCCACAUUACGCUCCGGCUAUUGCUGUGCCGGUUUCCAGCAGCAUCGCCGGCUCGCAUCCGCCCAAGUUCCAGCGCGCCUACGCCUUCGACGAUGCCCAGCGCCGGGCUAGCCAGGCUAGCUGUGCCGCUUCGGAAGCCUUCGAUCUGGACGAGAUGGAGCGCGAGCGUAGACGCUCCCAUGCCAGUCUCUUCGGUGGCCCAGGUAUGCCGCAGACGCGGGAGCAAUACGACCUCAUCAAUGGCACCGCGGUUUAGACCGAAGCAAGAAGCCUAAGCCCGGAGAGCUAGCUGUAGUAUGUCACGGUCAAACCUUCGAAAUCAAAUUGGUUGUAUCUGAAUCUCAAUGUUGACUGUUAAAUGAAAAGUUGCAACAUGAAUAACUCUUAAGUACGGUUUCUCCAAUUCAUUUAUUCGUGUCAUAGAACGAUUGCAAGACAUAUGAAUCUAUAUAUCUAUCUCGCUCUUCAUGCGUAUAUAUUCCUAGAGUGCUCUUUCAAUGUGGAUCCUAUGUAAUAACAUUUAUAAUUUUAAGUGUCUGUCAUCAUAUUUUAUCAUAGCUUUCAUUAAAUGUAUGUUCUCCAUUAAAUGCAUGUAUAUUCAGAUAUAGAUAAUACUGAUGUAACUGUAAAAUUUAGUAGCUGCUAUUCUAUCAAGAAUAUAUAUACACAGAUAUACA